Pan troglodytes (chimpanzee) is the source of this 2901-nucleotide messenger RNA. RefSeq names its product abhydrolase domain containing 18 (gene ABHD18). The transcript is spliced from 14 exons. Bases 151 to 1590 code for a protein of 479 amino acids. NCBI's taxonomy places the organism in Eukaryota, Metazoa, Chordata, Mammalia, Primates, Hominidae. The record is from RefSeq and is a predicted model, not a curated record.
UUUCGGUUCCUGGAAAGGUUACCGGAGCUGCGAUUGAGGCUGGGACCAAAGUUGAGUCCUCGAAAGGGAGCCUGGAGAGCGGCGGUGCUGGGAGGCCCGGCCAGCUCGAUCGCAGGCUUCCACCUGGCGGCCAAUGCUUGUUUGCUACUGAUGGGUGUGAGCAAGUUAGAUAUUCUAUACCGGAGACUUCUCCUAACAAAACUUUUUAUCAGAGGAUGGGGAAGGCCAGAAGAUCUCAAAAGACUCUUUGAAUUCAGAAAGAUGAUUGGAAAUCGGGAAAGAUGCCAGAAUCUGGUUUCAAGCGAUUAUCCAGUACACAUUGAUAAGAUUGAAGAGCAAUCAGAUUGUAAGAUCUUAGAUGGACACUUUGUUUCCCCCAUGGCUCACUAUGUGCCUGAUAUCAUGCCAAUUGAAUCUGUUAUUGCAAGGACUAUUGAUGAAAUGCUUGAUACCAACUUGAUUCUUCUACCUUUGUUCCAAUUUAUUGUGCCUAAAGAAUGGAACAGCAAAUAUAGACCUGUAUGCAUUCAUCUUGCUGGAACAGGAGAUCAUCAUUACUGGAGGCGACGAACACUAAUGGCCCGUCCUAUGAUUAAAGAAGCCCGAAUGGCUUCUUUAUUGUUAGAAAACCCUUAUUAUGGCUGCAGGAAACCCAAGGACCAAGUAAGGUCCAGCUUAAAAAAUGUGUCCGACCUUUUUGUGAUGGGAGGAGCUCUUGUUUUAGAAUCUGCAGCUCUCUUGCACUGGCUAGAGAGGGAAGGUUACGGCCCUUUAGGAAUGACUGGAAUAUCCAUGGGAGGACACAUGGCUUCCUUAGCGGUAUCCAACUGGCCUAAGCCCAUGCCAUUGAUUCCAUGCCUGUCUUGGUCCACAGCAUCUGGGGUCUUCACUACGGGUGUGUUGAGUAAAUCAAUUAAUUGGAGGGAGCUGGAAAAGCAAUAUUAUACCCAGACAGUUUAUGAAGAAGAAAUUAUUCACAUGCUUGAAUACUGUGGAACAGAUUCUUUCAAAAUGGGACAAGAGUUUGUGAAACACUUCACUAGCAGUGCAGACAAGCUAACUAACCUUAAUCUGGUUUCCAGAACUUUAAAUUUAGAUAUAUCAAACCAAGUUGUAUCCCAAAAACCUGCUGACUGCCAUAAUUCUAGCGAAACAUCUGUCAGUGCGACAUCAGAAGGACUCUUAUUGCAAGAUACCUCUAAGAUGAAGCGCUUCAAUCAAACACUUUCAACCAACAAAAGUAGUUAUACAAGUCGCAACCCUCAGUCAUACCACCUACUUAGUAAAGAACAAAGAAGAAACAGUCUUCGGAAAGAGUCUUUAAUAUUUAUGAAAGGAGUCAUGGAUGAAUGUACUCAUGUAGCAAAUUUCUCAGUCCCAGUUGAUCCAAGCCUCAUUAUAGUGGUUCAAGCCAAAGAAGAUGCCUAUAUUCCACGAACAGGAGUUCGAAGUUUACAAGAAAUUUGGCCUGGUUGUGAAAUCCGAUACUUAGAAGGGGGUCAUAUUAGUGCUUAUCUUUUUAAACAAGGACUCUUCAGACAAGCCAUCUAUGAUGCAUUUGACCGCUUCCUCCAUAAAUACGCUAACUAGUUGGAUUAUUAUAUGUAACCAGUGUGGCCAUGAUGUUUCUUACAAAAGGGAGCUUCAUCCUGUGAUCAUGUGAAGGACAAGCAGACAGCACUAAUAUAUCUAAUCACUAUCAAUUUGGUCUGGAAUUCAUUGUUACACGUCAGUUAACUAUAAACUUCGAAUACAUUUGAAUAAUUUAAAGAUAAUAUUUGAAGUAAAUAAUGUUAAAGUGUUUUUACUAUUGUUUAUUGGAAUCCCAUAUAUUCAGUGUUUAGUCUGUUGUUACUGUUUAUGAAAAACUAAAUUUUUAAUCAUGAAUAAUUUAUUAAAUAAAUUUAUUCAUAGAAACUUUUCUGGGUUUUAGUAAAAUUGCUAAAUCAAACCAAGAUUUUAAUAUAUCAGCAUUUACUUUGUACCCUUAUAACAUUUCACUCUUGAUUUGAGAAACAUGUUUAUUUUUUGAAUGUUCUUGUGUUCAACUAAUUUUCUGCUGUGGAAAUAAAUACUUAUGAUAUAUAAAAUCAGUGUUAACUUUGAAUUCUAAAAUAUCCUGAUAGCUUCAUAGAUAAGUGCUUUUCUUUUUCUUUUUUUUUCUUUUAACAUGUACCUCUACUUGAAUGUAAGUGCUUUUAAUAAUCAAAGUGAGUGGCAGGGUGCGGUGGCUCACGCCUGUAAUCCCAGCACUGGGAUGCUGAAGCGGGCAGAUUACCUGAGGUUGGGAGUUCAAGACCAGCCUGACCAAUAUGGAGAAACCCCCUCUCUACUACAAAUACAAAAAAUUAGCCAAGCAUGGUGGCGCACGCCUAUAAUCCCAGAUACUCAGGAGGCAGAGGCAGGAGAAUCGCUUGAACCCGGGAGGCAGAGGUUGCGGUGAUCCGAGAUCACACCAUUGCACUCCAGCCUGGGCAACAAGAGUGAAACUCCGUCUCAAAAUAAUAAUAAUAAUAAUAAUAAUAAUAAUAACCAAAAUGAGUGUUCUGCAGAUAAAAUGCAUUAGACUUUGCUAGACUAAAACUUUACUAAAGAUUAGGGUUUUUAAAAAAUGCCAAUAGGCGGGGUGCAGUGGCUCAUGCCUGUAAUCCCAGCACUUUGGGACGCUCAGGCGGGCGGAUCACAAGGUCAGGAGUUUAAGACCAGCCUGGCCAACAUGGUGAAACCCCAUGUCUACUAAAAGUACAAAAAAAUUAGCCGGGCAUUGUGGCGUGUGCCUGUAAUCCCAGCUACUCAGGAGGCUGAGGCAGGAGAAUUGGUUGAACCAAGGAGGCGGAGGUUGCACUGAGCUGAGAUUGCGCCACUGCACUCCAGCCUGGGCAACAGAGCAAAACUCCAUCU